Crotalus tigris (Tiger rattlesnake) is the source of this 843-nucleotide messenger RNA. Its product is annotated as phospholipase A2 inhibitor subunit gamma B-like. The record is from RefSeq and is a predicted model, not a curated record. The transcript is spliced from 4 exons. Lineage: Eukaryota; Metazoa; Chordata; Lepidosauria; Squamata; Viperidae. The coding region runs from base 156 to 539 and encodes 127 amino acids.
GUGGCGACAUGGCAAUUGGAGCUUCCGGCACAUCGGGAGGAGAAAAGGAGGAGGAGAACAGAGAGAAGAGAAGGUAUAAGAACCUCCUGGCACACAAUUGUGUUCCUUGAAGAAGAGAUCACUUUUUUUCUAACUUCUGUGUCUAACUCAUCAUCAUGCAGCUUCUCCUGGGACUUUUCUUCUUCUCCAUCCUCCUGACUACAGGUAGUUCCAUACAGUGUUCAUAUUGUUUUGUAAUUAAUGGAUAUUGCUCUGGUGGAAAGCAAGAAUGUCCUGCUGGGAGUGAUGUCUGUAUGACUUACAGUUUGCAGAGUAAAGGAGACAAACAGAUACAUGCCAACUUUGAAGCUUGCACUACGAAAAAGGAUUGUAAGAAAAUGGAAGAUCUGAAAGGGAAACCUUUCCUUGACAUGGCUACCAUACCUGAUUUCCCAGGAGAAGCUAUCAUUAAAGAGGUGGUCUGCAGCAAAGCCCCUCCCUCCUUUGCAUUCUUCUUCUCAGCAUUCCCAGGGCUCCUCCUGAUGAAGCUUCUCUUCUAAAGCUCUUCCUUCCACCCAAGAAGUUGUUCCUUUGAUAUUAUGCUUAAUCCUUUUCCAAAUAGAAACCAGUUAAGCAGACAGAAAUAUAAUCAGCACCUUGGAUUGUGUGUUUGAACUAAAAAAGAUGGUGUAAUUCAAAUAAAAAAAAAACCCAAUAAAUAAUCAGAUUCCAGUCCCUGCCUGAUUAUUUUGAUUUGGUGCAGAAAAAAAAUCCACAUUUUCUAUUUUGCAGGGAUUGUUUGUCAUUCCCUUCUUCCAGAUUUGAUUUGAUAUUGAUUUUUAUUAAUUAAUAUAUGAAAUGUAG